GUCAAGGUGGUGGUGGUGGUGGUGGUGGAAUAUAUGGGCAACAUGGACGCCUGUCUACCUCCCUUCCGCCUGGAAUGCUGUGUUUGCCCUGUGGUGGUAAGGUAAAGGCUCGUCGAUCGGCCCGGGGAAGUCUUUUCCAACACCCAACCCAACCUUCUCUUCUUUCUUGUCUGUUUGUCAUUCCCCAUUCCACACCCGUUGGUGAAGGGGGCGCAAACUGGUUUUUUCCAAUUCUUUUCGACUUGAGGAAGCUGUGCUUCGAUCUUUCUUUCUUUUCUCUUCUGUUUGAUCUGUUCUUGCCGUUUGUUGGUAAUUUUUUUGGCUUGAACGGGAAGGAGUGUGGUACAACAAUAAGAGCAGGAGCGACCAUAUCAACACCAUAAAGAUCGACUCGGGCCUCUUUGGUCUGACCUCAUUGACCCAGCCAUUUGACCUUCACCGACUUACAUUUCGUCUCUUCUUUCUUUUGCCACUUGCGAGGCACUGCCAGGACUGGAGGCCUUUGUUGAGAGGUGGCCUUGGGUUUAAUUGUUGUCAUCUUCGAGUGGGCGACGGCUGGGGUUUAUCUGCUGGAUCCUCAUCACCACCUCGAAAGCAUACCAGACACAGGCGGCAUAAAGCAACGAGAAGAAAACCACCCCACCAUCACGAGACGACCGACGAUAAGGGAAAACCUCGAAUCGAGUGCUGUGUCCGGCAGGACGGACGGUUGUUCAGCCGCAUUGACAGUCGAACUGAUCGGAUCUACCGCCAUUGAAGCAGAUCCAGUUUCGGCUUUUUCCUGGGGGGACACACACUAUCAAAUCCACUCACUCACCUUUGCUCGACUUUUACUUUGGAUCUUCUCGUCCUUCUUGAAUCAUAUCAGCAGCUCACCACACCAAACACAAUGUUCAACCACAACAGAAUACCGCAUCUCCUCCUCACCAUCUUAUCACUAUCCUCAUUAUCCACCGCCCAGGACGACACCUCCUCGGUCACGUCGACCAGCUUUCUUUCCCUCUCGGACCUCCAACUAAUACCCUCGCUCGCCAUCCCAAUCUCGUGUAUCCUGUCCUACAACGCGCCCAUACUCAACUGCCGAAAAUUCGACAUUGCACAAGGGCAAUGCACGAUUGCUUGCCGGCGGGGUAUUCGAGAUAAGGAGGACUCGCUGAGGGAGAAAUGCUCCGAUGUGGCUGUCACCAGGGGGUCGUGGUUGUGGCUGGCGCUGCAGGGCGGGUUGGGUCAGGCGCUGUGUCGGGCGCCGGGGCAAGGUACUGUUGUUACUUCCACCAUUCGGCCGACGGCUAGCACGAGCAGCACGAUGGUGAGGGAGACGACGGCGACGGUGACGAGGAGCGAGGGGCAAGGGGAUGAGAUAUUGACGUUUACUACAGUUCGUCCUCCUACGAGCUCGAGUGCGGUGGUGGAGACGACGACGACGACGACGACGACGACAACGACGACGAGCGAGGCUGUUAGAGGGGAUGAGACCACUACGUCAUUGCCGACGAUUAUCCCGACUUUUGUGCAGAGUGCUGGGCCUAGUGCUACUAGUAGUGAGGAGGCGCCAGCUGAGACGGGGGGUGGUGAUGAAGAGAAUGUUGUGGUGGUUCCGGGAGGGGGAGGAGGAAGCCCGUUCGAUACUGUUUUGGCUGUUAAUGCUGGGGAGUCUUUGAAGGAGAGGAGCAACUUGGGUUUGGUGAUGGGGACGGUAGUUGAUUUUGGGGAGUGA
Podospora pseudocomata is the source of this 1717-nucleotide messenger RNA. RefSeq lists its product as uncharacterized. The coding region runs from base 890 to 1717 and encodes 275 amino acids. Lineage: Eukaryota; Fungi; Ascomycota; Sordariomycetes; Sordariales; Podosporaceae. The record is from RefSeq and is a predicted model, not a curated record. The transcript is spliced from 2 exons.